AAAGCCUCUGUCCUUGUUUCUAAGAGGACUUACGCCGCAGUCACUCCAGGCAGCAAGACCAGCGACCAUCUCCCAUGACAUCUUAAUGAAAUAUGACUGUGCUUCACUCCUUGACUGGAUUAAUGCCUAUGUAACCGUUCAUUUGCUCUCCCUCCCUUAUCUGUGUCCAAGUUUAAAGCCUAUUCUGUGGUCAUGGGGUCUAUAAUGUCAUUUUUGCCUAGGCUAAAGGUCUAAAGCGGAUACCAAGUGGAUCUAUGUUCCUUACAUACAAAAGAAACAGCGCAGGGAAAUUAGUGGAAGUUUGAGAUAAGGGAGGAUGCGGGCGACGUGUUGGUGUGCCGUCUUUCUCCUCACUCCGGCGGUCUACCUGGUUUCAAGUGCCCACGGUUCUAUCCCGGGGAAGUCGGAGCUGCUCAAAUCAGGGAGCCCCAAGUCGACACUAAAGCAUAUAUGGACAGAAAGCAGUAAGGACUUGUCCAUCAGUCGACUUCUAUCACAGACUCUCCAUGGGAAGGAAAACGCAACAGCCCUGGACCUGCACUAUGACACUCCGGAGCCUUACUCAGAGCAGGACCUGUGGGAUUGGCUGAGGAAUACCACGGACCUGCAGGACUCCAGGCCUCGAGCCAAACGGCGGCCGAUGGUCAAGACGGGCAAGUUCAAGAAAAUGUUCGGCUGGGGAGAUUUCCACUCCAACAUCAAAACAGUCAAGCUCAACCUCUUGAUUACUGGCAAGAUCGUCGAUCACGGCAAUGGCACCUUCAGCGUCUACUUCCGCCAUAACUCCACGGGCCAGGGCAAUGUGUCCGUCAGCCUGGUCCCCCCCACCAAAAUCGUUGAGUUUGACUUGACGGCCCAGCAGUCGGUAAUCGACGCCAAGGAUUCCAAGUCCUUCAACUGCCGCAUCGAGUACGAGAAGGUGGAGAGGGGCUCCAAAAACACACUCUGCAACUUCGACCCAUCCAAGACAUGUUACCAGGAGCAGACGCAAAGCCACGUGUCCUGGCUCUGCUCGAAGCCCUUCAAAGUCAUUUGCAUUUACAUCUCCUUCUACAGCACCGACUACAAGCUAGUGCAGAAAGUCUGCCCAGAUUAUAACUACCAUAGUGAUACUCCUUACUUCCCCUCUGGCUGAAGGUAGCUGCAGACAUCACCUACACGGAGGACAACGAGAGGCAAAGGAUGGAGCUCUCUCCCCAUCCACAACAAAUACAUGUUCCCCGUACCGUCCAUACCAUACGUUCAUGGCCCGGAUCUAUUCAAACAACUUGACAAGAGAAGAAUUUGGCUGUUUGCACUUUCAUUUGAGUGCUUUUGUUUGAUCACUUGGUAUCUUUAAGUUUCUGCACUUAUUAAUUUAUUGUUUAUAUCUUUUAAUGUUAUUUUACCACUGGGGUGUUGCUUGUAUGACCAUGUAAACUCACGAUUUUGUCCUGUAAUGUUCCAUUUUAAUUUAGAAAUGUGCAAGUGUUUGGUUUCUCAGAAUAUUUGUUUAAUUAGUUUAUUUGUACAAGUACAUACAUGUUUCUUAGAACUGCCAAGAGGCCACGAGGGUGUAGAUACAGUAGGACUUUUACGUUUAGAUGGUAGUUCGCCUCAGAAGCGAUGUCGCUGGAGAAUUAUUUGCGAUCAGAAUCUCAAUGUUCCGUCCACCUACAAACUUUUGAACAGCCCUGGAGUCCCCACACGUUCUUGAGUUAUUCCUCCCAGCCCAAAGGCCCAAAGAUGAGGAGAAUGGCUUUGUUCUGCUGGUUAUGAACAGGCCUUAACUACAGGCAUGUUUUCUACCUAUUACAAAGAAGCUGUAUUGUAAUAAUUGCGGAUUGUUCGGCCCAAGCUGUCUCCUGUAGUUUAAUAAGAUCCAGGAAUGGUUGGAGGGCUUGCUCAUUGUCACUUAUAAUACACUGUAAUGUAAUGAAUUCUAUAUCCUAGAGCCUAAUUUGUAUGAAUGGUUUGUAUUGUACAUAGUUGAUCCUGAUGGAGCUGCUUCUGUAUAUGCCUUCAUUCAUUGUCUGUUAACCCAAAGCCCUACACUCUCUCUCUCUCUCUCAGCACCCCAUUCCAUAUAUGCUUGUUCUCGGUUCCUCGGACAAAGAAACUGAUGUUGCUGAUGUAGAUGUGAACUCCAUGAAACCCAUGCUCUUGUACAGGGGCUGUUAAACUGUCAAAAAUAUAUAUUAGAAGUACUUAUCAUCUGUAUGAUCAUGUUUACUUUCAGGGGGAACCAGGGGAUGGAGAUGUACAAAUGAAUAAAAUACUGAAAGUUUUAUCA
Molecule: messenger RNA, 2272 nt
Organism: Ctenopharyngodon idella (grass carp)
Lineage: Eukaryota; Metazoa; Chordata; Actinopteri; Cypriniformes; Xenocyprididae
Gene: nxph1
Product: neurexophilin 1
Exons: 2
Coding region: 317-1135 (272 amino acids)
Molecular function (GO): signaling receptor binding
Source: RefSeq, a predicted model, not a curated record